Messenger RNA from Solanum lycopersicum (tomato), 630 nucleotides. RefSeq names its product AP2/ERF and B3 domain-containing transcription factor At1g50680-like. The record is from RefSeq and is a predicted model, not a curated record. Gene Ontology annotation, molecular function: DNA binding; DNA-binding transcription factor activity. Lineage: Eukaryota; Viridiplantae; Streptophyta; Magnoliopsida; Solanales; Solanaceae.
AUGGAAGGUCAAAGUAAUAAUGUUUCUGAUUCAAGACUCAUGAAAGGUGUUCUGGACGAACAGAACAGUCAGCCCACUAUGGGUAACAGUGAAUCUUCGUUGCAACAACUUUUUCACAAAGUACUUACUCCCAGCGAUGUUGGAAAUAAAACAUUUGUGAUCCCUAGGAGAUAUGCUCUAAAGUACUUUUCUCAUAUCCAGCAUAACGAGGAGGUUGAUUUUUAUGAUAGCUCAACACAAUCAUGGAGGUUUAAACUUUUUUACUGCCAAAGUAGUAAAAAAUUCACCUUUACAAGGGGUUGGCACAAGUUUGUGCAAGCUAAAAACUUGAAAGCCGGAGAUACAAUUAUUUUUAACUUGUGUGAAAUCAAGAAUGGAACACAUGAGAAUUCCAAUACCUUUGUGAUUGACGUGGUGAAGAACGAUGAAGGUUUGUCAAUGGAUUUAGCACUCAAUCAUAAUGAUGUUGCUGUUGAUGUUGAUGCUGCUCCGAACGAUGAAGGUUUGCCAAUGGAUUUAGCACUCAAUCAUAAUGAUGUUGCUGUUGAUGUUGAUGCUGCUCCGACACCUGUUUUGCUUUUUGGAAAGCAAAUAGGUUGGACUAAAUCAAAAAGGGGAAAUGAAGUUUAA